Molecule: messenger RNA, 549 nt
Organism: Diabrotica virgifera virgifera (western corn rootworm)
Lineage: Eukaryota; Metazoa; Arthropoda; Insecta; Coleoptera; Chrysomelidae
Exons: 1
Coding region: 1-549 (182 amino acids)
Source: RefSeq, a predicted model, not a curated record
AUGGCCAAAUCGAAGGGAGUAGUCGGAGCAUUCAUUGACAAACUAUCUAUUUUUGAAGAAAAUAUACAGAGAGGAGAUCUCACCAAAUUCCCCAACUUGAAAUCUUCUUGUGGCGAUUCUGAUGAUCUUCAAACAUAUUGCCUUGUCCUUCAAGCAUUGAAAGAAGAUCUGCAGUCCCGAUUCCAAGAUUUGACUAGUCUGAAAAUGCCAACUUGGUUUAUCGAUCCUCUCAGCGUGGAAGUUACAAAGCCAUGUCCUUCUGAAAGUCUGUUUCGGGAGUGUGCGUAUGAAAGAUUUUGGCCGCGGAUAAAAGAAGUGUAUCCAAUCUUGUGGAAUGAAAUCAAAUUACUGUUAUUAGCAUUCCCCGCAACAUAUUUAGGGGAGAAAUGUUUUAGUUCUGUAUGUAUAUUGAAAAACAAACAAAGAAAUAGGCUCGACAUAAUAGAAAGAGGGGAUUUGAGGUUGCUAUUAACCUACAUUGAGCCAGACAAAAUUAUGCGAGCCAGCCAAAAAUUAUGUGAGGGACACCAGGCCCAAAUGCGAAAUUAA